Molecule: messenger RNA, 2556 nt
Organism: Thamnophis sirtalis
Lineage: Eukaryota; Metazoa; Chordata; Lepidosauria; Squamata; Natricidae
Source: RefSeq, a predicted model, not a curated record
AUGGAGGUGGACUACGGCUCCUCCCAUUCCCUGCUGUCCUGGUCCACUUUCCCCCGCCUGUGUCCCCGUGUCAGCCAUGACCAGCUGCAGCCGGUGGACACGUCCCUCAGAGACUACCAGGGGACUCUUAUUCCCACCCUGGAUUCCUUCCCCAUCUGGGUAGACUAUGGGGACUUCCACGGCCGCCUGCCUGUCCUGAUAGUACAAAAGCCCCUGCCAGCCCUGUUGGGGUUAGAUUGGUUUCCUCCCCUGGGGUUGUCAAUUGGGGGAAUCCAUCGGGUAGGUGCCUCUUCCCCCUCUUUAGAUGACGUUGACCUUGAGGAAUUCGCAGACGUUUUUGAUGGCCAGCUGGACUCUUACAAGAGCACCCCCAUCUCCCUAAACCUAGAUCCCCAGGUUGCACCUAUUAGGCUGAAGGCUCGCAGGGUGCCUUUUGCCUUGCGGGCCAAGGUUGAUGCUGAACUUGAUAAGCUGCUGGCGCAGGGUAUCCUGGAGCCUGUCGACCAUUCGCACUGGGAGACCCCAAUUGUGGUCCCAGUCAAGCCCAAUGGGUUGGUCAGGAUCUGCGCCGACUACAAGUCGACAAUCAAUCUUGGCCUCCAGGCAAACCCCUAUCCAGUGCCUAUUGUGCAGCACCUGCUCUAUUCUUUGGGGCGAGGCUGCACCUUUGCGAAACUGGAUAUGGCGCAGGCCUACCAGCAGUUCCCAGUGGAUGAUGAUGCGGCGGCAGCCCAAACCAUCGUCACCCAUUGCGGGGCUUUUUGUUGUCACCGCCUCCAAUUUGGUGUUUCCGUGGCCCCGAGGAUCUUCCAGAUCUUCCAGAGCCUCAUGGAGCGCUUGCUCCAUGGGCUCCCUGGUAUGGUUCCAUAUUUCAAUGAUGUUCUGAUCGCUGCUUCCAGCCGCUCAGAACUCAUCGAAAUGCUCAGGAAGGUCCUCCUCCAUUUUAGGGGCGCAGGUUUGAAAUUGAAGCACAGCAAAUGUUCGUUUGCUGUGCCCAGGGUGGAGUUCUUGGGCUUCUUGAUCGACGCCCAAGGGAUCCACCCUACACCUUCUAAGGUUGCCGCCAUCAGGAAUGCCCCCACUCCCUCCUCCAAGGCGGAGCUGCAGGGGCUUCUCAACUUUUAUGCGCCGUUCGUGCCGCAUAAGGCGUCACUUGUCAAGCCACUGCAUCGGUUGCUCGACCAAUCUGCAGCCUGGCACUGGGGCAGCCGUGAAGCGCAUGCGUUCGCAGCUGUCAAAGACAUGCUUAUGUCAGCAGCUGUCUUAGUGCAGUACAAUGACAAGCUGCUGCUGACGUUAGCCUGUGAUGCCUCCCCCUAUGGGCACACUGAUGCCCUUAGCCGUUGCCCCCUGCCUAUCUCCGACCCGGCCCCGGUGCCGUCCUUGUCCGUUCUCUCGAUCGCCUCCUUGGGCCUUUCCCUCACUGCCGCUGACGUGGCCGCCCACACUAAAGCUGACCCAGUUUUGGCUCAGGUCUGCUCCUGGGUCCUCCGCGGGUGGCCUCUGGGGAAGCUGGCUGACAUUUUCCGGCCUUUUAAGGCCCGUGAGGCCAAGCUGUCCCUCCAUAGCGGAUGCCUGAUUUGGGGAGACCGGGUGGUGAACCCUUCCAUUCUGCGCUCCCAGGUUCUGUCUCUGCUCCACAAGAACCACCCAGGCAUAGUGCGCAUGAAGGCGUUGGCGUGCAGAUAUGUCUGGUGGCCCUUGCUGGAUGCUGAGAUAGCAGCCUGGGUCGGCCGCUGCUCUAUGUGUCAGCUCUCCCAUCCCCCCCCAGCGGCACCUACUUGUGAGUGGGAGGCUCCAAGAGGCCCAUGGUCGCGCCUCCACAUCGAUUUUGCCGGCCCCUUCCAUGGCCAGACAUUCCUGAUUGUGGUGGAUGCCUACUCUCGCUGGGUGGAGCUGGUCCUCAUGACCUCCACCUCGGCUGAGAGUACUGAGAGGGCCCUGCACCGGUUGUUCGCAACCCACGGGUUGCCGGACGUGGUAGUCUCAGACAACGGGCCCCAAUUCGCUUCCACCACGUUUCAGGAAUUCUUGGCCUUGCAGGAUAUCUGGCACGGGCCCACCGCCCCGUACCAUCCGGCCUGCAACGGCCGGGCGGAGUGUGCGGUCCACUCGGCCAAGGAGGCACUUGGCCGGAUGGAACGGGGCGAUUGGCCGGUUGGACUGGCCGAUGGAUCCGAGUGGAGGCACCACAUGGAUCAGUUAAGGAAGCGUCUCCCCACUGAGACCGGCGUCCAAUCUGAUCCAUGGGCCCAUGACACAGCUGCCUGCCAGCCGGUCCAAAGAUUCCAGUUUGAGGCCUUUCCCCAGGCAGGCCUCUCCUACUCCAAUGUUGCAGGGUUUCCACCUGCCAGUUCCAUGCCUCAAUCCGAGUUUUUCUGCCCAGAUUCCCACACAUGGGCCUUUUCCCAGGCAAGCCAGGCCCCACCUAUCCGCACGCCUCCUGCUGGCCGACGUCCCCAUCUCAACUUCAAACCGAUCAGGCCCCAUUUCCCAGUUACCACAACGGUACAUCACCAGUUGCCGCCUCCCGGCAUGGUGACGCCACCCAAGUAG